Molecule: messenger RNA, 1848 nt
Organism: Aspergillus clavatus NRRL 1
Lineage: Eukaryota; Fungi; Ascomycota; Eurotiomycetes; Eurotiales; Aspergillaceae
Gene: erf2
Product: palmitoyltransferase ERF2
Exons: 1
Coding region: 1-1848 (615 amino acids)
Biological process (GO): protein targeting to membrane; peptidyl-L-cysteine S-palmitoylation
Cellular component (GO): Golgi apparatus; endoplasmic reticulum
Molecular function (GO): protein-cysteine S-palmitoyltransferase activity
Source: RefSeq, a predicted model, not a curated record
AUGGCAUCUUCGUCGAACAACCCUGACCCGGGCGAUGCGCCUAGGGCGCGAAUCUCACAACAUAUCCUCGGUAUCCCGCGUCCGCCUUCCGUCGGGGGCAUCUCAUCUCGAGUGACGGAUCUGGCUUCUGAGGAUGGAGAGCAAUCGCAGGCGCAAUCACAGGCAUAUACCGGGGUGUCGUCUCAUGCCCCUCAGUCGCGGCAACACUCCAUUUCUCGCCGGGGGCCUCCACCCGCAAGAAGUUCCAUCACAGCGCAAAGCCAGGUGACAAGCAGACCAGGAAGCUCUGCAAGCCGAUUGAGCCGGACGCAUAUUCCUUCGCUCACUGCGCAAGGCUUCUUUCGCCCAAUGUCAUCUCAGAGGCUUCAGGCGCAUCGAGGCCGACCCGUUACGAAAGAGACUGCGGUGUCCUCUGAGGAUUGGGCCGACCAGUUAGAUCAGAAUCGGCAAAGCCUGGUCUCAAAUAGCACAUUUGCUCAAAGUUCUAUACCCCAGGAGGAGGCGCCUCCAUCGCGCGGCACCGAGUUCACAGACCCUGUAAUUCCAGAUCGGAACACAUCGAAUGCUAGUCCGAUUGGUAAUACGACAGUGAGAAGCCUAGGCGAAAGUGCGAAUCUCCUGACCGAUAGGGCCCGAGUCUAUAAGAUACCGCCGCAGCAUCUCAAUUUAGGGACUAUUCGCAAUGGCCCUGAGCACAAUGAUCCUCCACAGAGGUCUCCCCUCUCGUUUCUAUCCUUGCAAAACAGGGGUGCUCCAGACCGCGGUGACAGUCGAACCCAUGAACGGUUAUCGUCAGCCGACUCCUCCCCAGAAUCCAUCCAAAAGCAACAACCUCCAACGGUCAAGGCUCAUCUGGGCAAGAACUAUGAGCAUUUUAAUGGCAAUACUCUCUUCUUCGGCGGUGGUCGCUUUCAAAACUCCAGAGACAAGCCAAUCAAUAUUGCAACCGGCAUAUUCGUGGUGCUUCCUUCGGUCUUGUUCUUCGUAUAUUCAGCACCUUGGCUUUGGCAUCAUAUAUCGCCUGCCAUUCCGAUUCUGUUUGGUUAUCUCUUCUACAUCUGCUUCUCCUCGUUUAUACACGCGUCGGUAGUCGACCCCGGGAUCAUCCCACGGAAUCUUCAUUCGAUGCCCUCGUCAGAACCCGCUAAUGAUCCACUGGCUAUCGGACCGCCAACGAAUGACUGGGUGAUGGUGAAAUUGGCGACAUCUGAAGUCGCAGCCAUGGAUGUCCCUGUGAAGUACUGCAAGACCUGUAAUAUCUGGCGUCCGCCACGAUGCUAUCAUUGUCGUGUAUGCGACAAUUGCAUUGAAACAUUGGACCACCACUGUGUUUGGCUGAACAAUUGCGUUGGUCGCCGGAACUAUCGCUAUUUCUUUACUUUUGUCAGCGCCGCGACGCUACUUGGCUUCUUUCUGCUUGGAGCCAGUCUUGCACAUAUACUGGUGUAUCGGUCUCAGGAGGGGCUUUCUUUCGGUGCUGCGAUUGACAAGUUGCGGGUGCCUUGGGCCAUGGUCAUUUAUGGGGCAGUGGCAGCACCCUAUCCGGCCUCUCUGUGGGCAUACCACUUAUUUUUGAUUGGACGGGGCGAGACAACGAGGGAAUACCUCAACUCGCAUAAAUUCGCCAAAGCAGACCGUCAUCGUCCCUUCACUCAAGGGAAUGUGUUCCAAAACUGGUUGUCUGUACUUGCACGACCACGUCCUCCAACCUACAUGCAAUUCAAGCGACCCUAUCAAGAGGGUGACCAGCGCUUGAGCACGCUGAAACGAAAAGACCGGCCUCGAGAUAUCGAAGCCCAAACAGACAUAGAGAUGCAGGAUGUUCCUCCCAGUGGGCAACAGGGCUAA